Molecule: messenger RNA, 471 nt
Organism: Colletotrichum tamarilloi
Lineage: Eukaryota; Fungi; Ascomycota; Sordariomycetes; Glomerellales; Glomerellaceae
Exons: 1
Coding region: 1-471 (156 amino acids)
Source: RefSeq, a predicted model, not a curated record
AUGGGGCGUGGAUUAUUAUGGAAUGUAGGGGUAUUGGUGGUUGUAUUCCGGAAGCAAGUAGGGUCCUACCGGUCUCGUAGGCAGGGACAGAGCCGGCGGCGGGAGGAGGGAAGAAGAGCAGAUGAAAAGGACCAAGCCGAGUGUCGAGCAAAGGGGAAGAGAAAGAAAAAAAGGCGCGGUGGGCCGCAACGGGUAGUGUAUGACUAUGAAUGGGGGGCAGACGAGGUCUCGUGGGUAGUGGGUGGGUUUUUGGGCAGCCUCUGCCUUUUUUUUUUUUUUUUUUUUUUCUGCGCUCAAUUUUCCCUCUUCCUUGUCACUUUGUCUUUGGGGGAGGGAUAUGUAUGGGUUCUUGGAAGAAAUCGUCUCUCGCGCCGAUUACUUCUCUUUUGCUGCUCCUUAAGGUGGGGGUCGUAUGGCAAUCGGAAUUUGGGAAGCGGGAGAAAAGAGAAUAGAGACCCAAAGAAUAGGUGA